CUUCCAACACGAUACCGACGACAGGUACGACGACGACGGUUGCUUUUACGACGCAGACCGCGGCCACCGUGACGACCAUCCCAUAUCAUCCGUCGGCAAGGCGAAUGUCCGACCAGGAUCGGCCCUUGUUUGCGGCCCUGAUUGCCGACGAACAUCUGGAGAAUCCUCGGAGACGCCAUGCCUGUACCGGACGCUUCCUGACGAUGCACAAACGGCGCAGGAAGAAGCUCAACACCCGAAGUUUGGCGCUGGAUCAAGCCAUCCUGGACGAUAUCCUGCACGGUCAGGUGCAGUGCAUCCUGGAUCGCGUCGGCAACUGGCGAUUCAACGCUUUCACCCUAGAAACGGUCACUGGUGGACGCUCACUGCCUGUCUUAUGUGUUCAUUUGUUCCAUUGGUACGGCCUUUUGGACCACUUCAAUCUAGACGUAGUUAGAGUAUGGAAAUUGUUUAGUUUAAUUGAAGAGGGCUACCACAGCACGAAUCCGUAUCACAAUUCAAUCCACGCGACUGACGUAACACAAGCAAUGCACUGUUUCCUGCAGGAGAAACGCAUCCUGGAGAAUUUGAGCCCACUGGAAAUAAUGGCAUCGUUAAUUGGUGCCGUAACGCAUGAUUUAGAUCAUCCGGGAGUCAAUCAGCCGUUCUUGAUAGCGACUUCGAAUCAUUUGGCGGCCCUUUACGAGAACACAUCGGUGCUAGAGAACCAUCACUGGCGUUCGGCCAUCGGCUGUCUGCUGGAGAGUGGCGUCGCGGAACAGAUACAGGGUAUCCGGCCGGAACUGGAAAAGCAAAUCAGCUCUCUCAUCCUUGCGACGGACAUCACCCGGCAGCAGGAGUUCAUCGCCAAGUUCCGGGAGUACUUGACCCGGGACAGUUUGGACAUGCGGGAGAAGGAGCAUCGGCACUUUAUCCUGCAGAUUGCUCUGAAGUGUGCCGACAUUUCGAAUCCCUGCCGACCGUGGGACAUUAGUAAAAAGUGGAGUUUGAAGGUGUGCGAGGAGUUCUUCCGACAGGGAGACUACGAAAGGCAGCUGAAUUUGCCAGUGACAUCGCUGUGCGAUCGACACUCCACUUCCGUACCCAAAAUCCAAACGGGCUUCUUCAAGUUUGUCGUUACGCCGUUGAUGGAUGAGUGGCACCGUUUCUUGAAAACCAAACUCUCACACAAUAUGAUGCAUCACCUAAAGUACAAUCAAAAUCAGUGGGAAUGCAAACUACAGGCUGAGUUGAAUGAGGAAACUCGUACCGAAAUAUCAGAUGCCGAGUUGUUGGAGGAGGAUGAACCCGAUGAUCCGGAUGAACCAUUGAACGAUUUUUCGGACAGCUCAGAAGUGCUUAUUCCCAACAUACCGACCUUCAAACGACGCAGUUCGCUACAGAUACCCGUAUUCGGUAACAUUCACAGCGAGCGUCGAUUCUCCGUACCCGUUCAUAGCAUACCGAAAAUAGUGCUUCCAGCACGAGACCACCGAGACUUCAACCCACCUCCGGAUUCGAUCCAGGAAAGCGACGAGCACAAGUUUGAGAACGAUUCGCUUUCGAUAUUCUCUUCCGACAGCGACAGUCUUCAUCGGGGAGCACGCGGAUCUUCCACCGGGAGCACAGCUGAUCGGGAACGCCCGCUCAGCGCCGAGAAUCUUCUUCCCGACUGCAGCAUAGCAUCGAUGACGGAUGGGGCCUGCGGUGAUCGACUGAAUCUUGUGCUUCACGGAGCCGUUAGUGUAGGAAACACCGCUAAUCUGCUCACCGUUGGCACUUCCAAGCACCUUAUCCGCCAACAAACCUUCCCACCGCUACAGCCGUACGUUCGAACCCGGUACAUGUCUUCGCAGGCCGAACUAGGAGCCUGUCCAGAGGCUCUGCUCGAGUCCAACUCUAGCAGCAGCUCUUCCAACUCCCAUCCGGAACCAAACAGUGAAUCUCGAGGUAUCCUUUCGAUCAAGAAGGAAAGCUUCAAACGCGAAACGGAUUCGUCCACGUCGGCCGACAAGGCCAAAAUACCGAAGCUCUCUCUCGGGGGCCAGAAGGAGAAUCUCGACCCUUCGAUGCUGAAACGAAGCCUCAGCCGGCGGCGUGGUUCCGCACCUGUUACCGUAGCUCUUCCGCCGAAACCCUCGGAACCGGAGCUGAGUGUUUCGUUUGUUAUUAAAACGAGCGAUCUGCGACGGGGUUCCAUGCCGGCUGAGUUCAUCACCACGAUGCAUUCAAAAGACCAACCAAACGGAACCCAACCGAUCGAGGUGACCGCAAGUAUUCCGAACAGUAUCGGGCCGGUGUACAGCAUGCAGCGACGCGGCUCUGUACCCUGUGACAACAGUUCCAACAGUGUCGUGAUCCGGAACACUUUCGGCCUCAAGCGACGAAGCGCCAAAAAGGCCAUGCGGAGACGUUCGUCCGGUGGAGCGGAGAUUCUUAGUCCGAUCCUGUCGGAAGAUGCUCCGGUCCCGACGACGGAUCCACCUUCGAUGUCUUCCGGAAGUGGUUCCUCAUCGUCCGCCUGGCAACGGUUCCGGCGGCGGGCCGAUGUUGAGAACAUUCUAUCCCGGCGGCGUGGUUCGCUGCCGGUCGAGGUGCUUACAAUAGGAUAUUCCGGAACGCUACGGCACUAAAGAAUCAACUGGACCGCGAACAGCUGAUGGAGGAUGAUGACGACGAUGACGAUGGUCAAAAGGGCUAGUUUACCGACCACCCACCAACCCACACAUAGAGAGAGAGAGUUCGAUAGAAAAAAAGUGAAAGAGUGAAAAGUCAUUUUUUAGAUCGCCAAGCAGCAUCAUCAGCAACAAACUAUUCUGCAACAAAAAAAUCCGGGAACGACAACGGCAAUUUUCCGAAAGUAACAAAAAAAUGCUGCCUAACUCCAGGGUUGCAGAUGGAAGGGAAAAUUUUUCCUAACCGAUUCAAGGAUGCAGGAUCUAACAUUUGCAAAAACAAACCCCCGAGAGGAACGAUUUCCAGCAGCUAGCUGCCGGCAGGCUUUUAGUUCCGGUGCCUAAGGUUGAAUCAACAGAAGGAAAAAAAAUCCUUCCCGAACUACACGUGGACAAGUGGGGCAGCCCUUUUAAUUUGAACGAGAGUGAUGAUGCUGUUUGCUGAUGUCGAUGAUGGUGAUGAUGAUGGCGAUGAUGAAGUUGGCGCAAAGUUUGAACGUCCAGGUUUAUGGUUAAUUAUUUAGGAGCUCACUAGCUACUGCAAGGACAACCCGGUGCCACCAGAAAAGGAGAGAUAGGAGAGAGUUUUUAUUUUAAUUUGUAUUAUCUGAUUCGGAAACUGAAACUGUAUAGAGAUCGCUGAUGUGUCAUUUCAUCCAGAAUGUUUUCCCGGUUGCAGCUUUGAAAUGAAAACUUAUUCCAUGAGAGAAAAUGUGAUACAGCACAGCACAUCAAAUAGGGGCAAACUUUUGAAAGUAAUUUCAAUGAUUAAAUUCUAUGCAUUUUUCCGAAGCUUUUAAUUCGAAUGGAUUGACAGUUCGUUGCCUAUCUUCAGGCGAUUUUUUCAAGCUUUAUAAAUUCUGUAGCAUUCGCAGUUGUCUACACUUGAUGUGAAUUGAGCAUGGAAACCUUGAGUAAUUAGAAAUUGUCAUAUGGAACCCUUUGAAUGUUUAGUUAGAUUUAAUUAGAUUCGACAAAAUAGGCCUCAAUUAGUAACACAGUCAAAGAUCAAAAAGGGCGUAUUUUUCCCGACCAGCCUCUAAUUACACACAGAUGGUAAGGUACAAAUAUGAAAGUUUCUAAGCGACCAUUCAAAAAAAAAGUUCUGUAAUUAGAGUAAAUUAGAUGGUUGCUCAUGCGUUGGAAAAUAAUUAGAAGGGCAAACAAAUGCCAUGAAUUUGUGGUGAAUUUGGAACAUUCUGGUUUUUCAGUUAACAAAUAGGAUUCUUAAUUAUAAUAUUGACAAAGCAUAGCUUGAUUUUUAAUGACUAUGUUUAAUUUUACUAAGCAAAAUUUAACUAGAAAUGUAAACCAUAGUUAUUUGAAAACAUAAUGGUGAAGCAGUAUGGGCGGACUUUUUAGUCAAGUCUCAACUCGGUUUGGACCUCAUAAAUCAGAACUGAACCCACUAAAUACAAAAACAAAAAAAUAUAUAUGCCACAAGUUAAGGUUCAGUUCAAGGGAAAAUCAUAAAUUUUAAAUUAGGAAAACAAAAGCCACAGUCAAGUAUCAAGAGAAAAAUGCUUCCAAUUUGAAUUGCUCAACAGUUUUAUCAGUUUCACCGAAUCGAAAACUGCGGGGAAAAGACACUCAAACUUUGCCACUGAAUCUUUGAAUGAAUUCGGCCAGCAACCAACAACCGAAACCGUUUGACUAAACAGCAAGUCAUCAUGCAAAUGGGGGGAAAACAGUCGAAAGUUCUUUCUUUCUCCAAGAAGAACUAUCAACAUUCGAAACUUGGUCUUGGUUUGGCUUUUUUUCGGCAACCAUGAAACCAACGACCGACGACGUUCAGUUUCUUCUCGCCGCUUCGAGUGACUGAACAGUUUUCCUACCGGAAACUGAUUAAACACAGUUUCCUGGUGAAGCGGACUGUGUGUUUUCCGAAUUUCGGUGUCCCGGACCUCCUUCAACUUCUCGUGGUCGAGUUGAAACUUUUCUAUUUUUUUCUUCGCUUCUCAAGUGUUGUGCUUUAGAAAGGAAACUCGAUUUCCUCCCACAGCCAUCAGGGGAAUGAUAAAUAUAUUUUCCUGAAUGGAAGCACGGAAAACUAUUUUGCGUGACCUGGUGACCACACACACCGUAGAAGAAACGAACUCGGGGCUCCACUUCCGGUUUCGGGGGAACAGCUUUCGAAUCUUUCUUUUGGACACAAGAUGAUGCCGAUAAAGGAAAAACUUUUUUUGUAGUUUUGAACCGAAUCGACACUCGACUCGGGCAGAUGGAAGACUGACACAGAAAUGAAAACAGCAAAAAAAAAACAGAAAUGACGCUCGCUCGCCUAGUUUCAUUGGGUUUGUUUCAUCGUUCUUCUCAACUUUGCUGAAGCCCAUUCAAAUGCUUGAGAAAAUUUAUUCGAGGGUGUAAAACUUUCUGGUCGAUCUUCCGGUUUGCUCUUCUCCGAUUGGGACAAGUCGAAGUCCGGAAACGAGAACGUUGACUUGGAAAGAAUUUACGGCAGAUGGUGGAAUUUUUUGUUUAUGAAUAUUGGAGAUUCGAUUCAUUCAUCAAAACGAAAACGUGGAUUAGUUCGUUAUUAUUUUGACGUUGGAAAAGGUUCUAAUAUUAAAAUUUCGAAUUUUAGAUCAUUCUAGAAUUUUAGAAUCAUAGGUAUUUUAUCAGGGUUCUGUCAACGAGGGCCAAGCGAAGAAAUGGCUUAAGCGUUUUUUUAAUUGGAAAUUUGAAUUGAGAAAUGCAAAUUGCGAGCAAAAGUUCAAUCAUUGAGAGUUGCAUUCAAAGAUGAGUGUCCUCCAGUUUCAAAAAAUAAUCAAGAUUUCUGAAAAAGACAAAAUUGAAUUUUGUCUUGAUGUUCAAUGGACAAAAAAAUCAUAUUUUUACUGAACAGAAAACCCUAACAAAGGUAUCCAAGUAACUAAAAGCUUCAAACAACGAGCUUUAAGAUGCUUUAUCACCCUUCUUAAUGAUAUCUCUAGCAUGGCAGACAGCUGCAAAUUUGAGUUCUUCUCAAGCAACGAAAAGUCCCAUAAAACAGAUACUCAGCCCCAUGAUUAAUAUGAAGUACGUUCUAUACAGCUCAAACUUUAAGUUCUUAUUGAUACUCUCAAGUUCCAAAACAAGUCUUAAUGACCUUCUAUUCAGCUUCAAGGGGCCGUUUAAUUCAGCUUCCAUAAAAUCGUAAAAUGAGCAAAAAAUCCUUUCUCUAUCUCAAUUGCAUCCUUGGCAUCGGUUCAUAUCACCUCCUCUUGAUUACUUACUAUGUUCAGUACAUGGUUCCGCCAUGAUGCCACGCACCGGAUUCCAAACUCGACAAAUUGCGCAAUUUCUUCUUUCCUACAUUUCCUACAUAUAUUGCAUCAGAAUGGUCACUCAAUUACCAAAUUACUUAUUGAUAAAAAACUUGCCCGGCUUGGGAUUCGAACCCCGACCUUCGUGGUGAGAAUCGAACACGCUACCACAAGACCACGCCUAGAUGUUGUUCUAACUAAACUAAAACUCGAUGUGAUGAUUUGUCCUUGAAAGCACCUCAAUGCACUUUUUGGGACUUAGUAACUCCUGUUUUGAGUUUUUGUGCCCUUCAUGUGACUUAGUCAAUCCCGUUUUGAGCACUUUUGUGCCCUUUACGCGACUUAAGUCCCAUACAACGUACAUAUAAAUUACUUUUGCAGCUUUCAAGUUCAUUAAUUAGUACAUAAAGUUCACUUAAGGGAUUUGCGCAGAUUGAAAAAAAAACUUGCCCGGCUUGGGGAUCGAUCCCCUACCUUCGUGGUGAGAGUUGAACACGCUACCAGAAAACCACGUCUAGAUGUUGUUCUAACUGAAACUAAAACUCGAAGUGGUGAUAUGAUUUUGAAGCAUAUCUGCAGGCGCACCCGCCCAAACAGACUGCCAGCCAGUCAGGAAGAAAGCACCUCAAUGCACUUUUUGUGACUUAAAAAAUCCCGUUUUGAGUACUUUUGUGCCCAUUAUGUGACUUAAGUCCCUUACAAAGUACAUAUAAAUCGUUUUUGCAACUUUCAAGUUCGUUAAUGAGUACAUAUUGUUCACUUAAGGGAAUUGGACCGCAUACAAUGUACAUAUCCAUCUCUACUGCAACUUUUAAGUUCUUUAAUGAGUACAUAAAGUUCACUCAAGAGAAUUGGGCAGUUGAUUCUCUUUGUCAGCCAAUAUGUAACUUUGAAUGCCUUGAUUCAAGUAAAUGUGUGGCUUUUGGUUGCUUGGAUUAUGGAUACUUUUUAAAGUCAAUCAAGCUGAAAAAGGCUAUUCAGUUUUUCUGCAGGAAUUAUAAAAGUAUAAAUUUAAAGAUGUUUCACUUACUUUACUGAAUUCAUCUGCAUCACCCAAGGUGCCAAAAAGUUACAAAUGGAAACCGUAUGGAACAUAAAAGCUGAAUAACGGCUCGUAAAAUCCGGUGUCCUUCCUAAUUGUCAAAAGUACAUGAAACGCCCAACUGUUGCUGAAUUGCCAAUUUUAACUUUUAAAGUUCGUUGAGAGUUCGGAACAAGCUUUGGAAGGGAAAAUAUUUUCAAUUCUUUAGGGCACCCUUUACUCAGCCAAAUGUGAACUUUAAAUGCUUCUGUUAAAGUCGUUAUAUGUCUUUUGGUUACUUGGGUAUCUUCAACAUGCAGGUCUAUAAAUUUGUGAAAGUUGACUCAAUACUCAAAUGGGUUUAACGGGUCAGCAGAAGAAAGAUAUAUCCAAUUCAAAUCAAAUUCACCUUUUUCUUGCAGACCCUGUAAUCAAAAAAUUCUGUGUUUUUGCGAAAAAAAUUCUGAAUUUCUGUGAUUUUACCCAGAAAUCCUGUGAUGGUUUUCUUAGACGGAAAUAGUAUAAAUUCCUUUGGAAAGUCUUGAAAAAUUGAGUGUUUUUUACAUUUGAGAGAAAUGAGAAAAAUCAAUAAACUUUAUCAAUCUUAUCAUAUUUUUUCAAAACAAAGUUAAAAAUUCAAAAUUUUUAAUGAAAAAAAAAAUAUAACUUUGGGAAUACGUACAAAAUUUAAAAAAAUCUGUGAAAUCUGUGAAUACCUAAAAAAUUCAAUGUUUUGUAACACAUAAUCUGUGAUGAAAAUUUGCUCAAAAAUCUGAGAAAUUAUAGAUUUUUCUGUGAUUUCGGAAACCUUGCCUGUAAUUCGUGCCCGCUUGUCAUGGUCAGAAUGGCACUUUUGAGCUCCAAAUCUCGAUUUUUUUUGUAGCUUUACACAUUUUGGACCAAAUACGAAAAUCUCGUAAGACCUCUUUCGGAGAGUUUACGAUUUUAAGCACAGCUUAGAUAAGCUUGUUUGACUGUUCAUAUUAUUUCGUAUUAUUCCGUCACACGACAUAACUUGACGAAAAUAAUUCCUUAAAUUUACUCGGUCCAUGGCAACCGUUCUCGAAUUUCUUGGACAUCCCACAUUCGCCAGUUAAACUAAGUAUUCAUAUCCACCUUAAAUCAUUAUUAAUUUUUAAUAACUAUAAUUUUCCAUGCACUUCAAAUUUCACAAUCGCUGGCAGAGCUGUAGGAGGAACCGCCUCAUGGGGGGUUAGUGACAAAAUGUUUCCAGAAACAUGAACAAGACAGUCCUUAGCUAGAAAUCUCUUAUUUUAAUUUUGAAUCUUUGAUCUUCUAUAUGACUGUUUUUCUUCAAUUAUUCAUUAACUCAACUACUUUGUGAAUAUGAAUGAAAAUUCAUGAAAAUAAAAAGUAAAUUAAAAUUUCAAAUCCAAAUCUUAAAAUUUGUGUGUUAUUUUAAAUAUUUACUUAAAGUUCCAGCAUGAUCAGUUUCGAAGAUGGAAAAUGAAUCUAAUUUUAGUUUUAAACGCAAAACCAAGAUUCGAAUCAGGAUUUUGUCCCAUUGAUGAACGCCGAACUGAAAAUCAAGAAUAAUAAACUGGAUACAGAUUCCACAAUCCGGUCACAGGCAAGGUUGCCGAAAAAAAUUCUGUGUUUUUCAGAAAAAAAUUGAUUUUACCGAAAAAUUCUGUGAUGGUUUUCUGUAAAGCUAUUUCCUUCAAUUUCAUCGAAAAUCCAUGAUGGAUUGGGUCUUUUUUACAUUUUAGUUGGUAAAAAUCAAUUAACAUCACCAAUCUCACCAUUUUUUCCUAAUUCAAAGCAGGCCCGUGCGA
Messenger RNA from Uranotaenia lowii, 8716 nucleotides. RefSeq lists its product as uncharacterized. Gene Ontology annotation, molecular function: 3',5'-cyclic-AMP phosphodiesterase activity. Lineage: Eukaryota; Metazoa; Arthropoda; Insecta; Diptera; Culicidae. The record is from RefSeq and is a predicted model, not a curated record. The coding region runs from base 105 to 2612 and encodes 835 amino acids. The transcript is spliced from 4 exons.